Messenger RNA from Caenorhabditis bovis, 4281 nucleotides. The record is from the annotation of a GenBank genome assembly. Lineage: Eukaryota; Metazoa; Nematoda; Chromadorea; Rhabditida; Rhabditidae.
AUGAGCUCAUCGAGAGGAUCGGCCUCAUAUGAUCCGGAGGAUUGGCUUGAUAUUGGCGAUGGAGCAUCGAUUCCGAGCCUCGCAUUGGAUGAUGUCCUCAAUGAGAUCGAACAUCUAGAUGAAGGAUUGUCAUUCACCGACGAGACGAUCGUCGACGGCGACGUUUCGCCGAUUCCGGAGAUCUCAUCCGAGCCGUCGGCUCUCAGCUAUCAACUUGAUUCGGCCGUCGUCGUUCAUUCGCAUCAUUCGAUUUCCCAUCAAAUCGCCUCGCUCAAAUCGAAAUCCGGCAAUCCGGUGGCGAUCGCCGAACGCAACGGAAUAAUCGCGGUUGGAACCAGUCGCGGUCAUCUUCUUCUAUUCGAUUUAGACGGCAAAUUGGAUCGGUAUCAUCAGAGCGAUAGUGCGAUGGGCUCGGCUUCAUGCGUCGCAUUUUCCUUAGAUGGCAAGCAUAUCACGAUUGGGUACUCGAAGGGCGCUGUCAAGAUCAUUAGUGUCAGAACUGGCACCGUGCAUCAUUUGAUACCUGAAGGCGGUCAGCCCGGUCUUGGAAUCUUGCAAAUAUUGUACAUUGCCGAUUCUUCCUCAUUUCUCACAUUGGACACGGGCGGUUCGGUGUAUGAGAUUCGCGUUAGGACCAAGAUAACAAGAAAGAAAGAUUAUUCGAUCAAAUGCAUAUUCUCUGGAUGCAACGGAGAAGUGAUCAACAUUCGAUUGUUGCCCAAUUCGAUGUUGGCCCUUCUAACCGUCUCCAAGCUGCUUCUCGUCUCGACGCGCUUCGGCGGAAGUAUUCUCGGCGCGUUUCCAUUGAAUCACUCCUACACAUGCCCGCCAUUGUUCGCCUAUUGGCUCGGCGGUCACGCGCAGCCGUCGUCGCCGCUAAAAUCGCUGACGGCUCGCUCGUUGCGCGACCUCAAAGUGUGCAUAUCGCGUGGCAUCGAGAUGGUGAUUUUUCGGCUGCAUGUCGCCAAUUUUGGAACCAAACAUAAGUCUGCCACGUUGCACCGAAAAAUUCGCCUUCCCGUGCCCAUGGUGAACUUGCACUGGACGACGGCUCACCUGAUUGUCGGAAUUGAUGAGCAUGGAAGUGUUUGGCAGAUCGAAACUGAAAAAGGCAAAUGCGAAAAGGCGAUGGUCGAUCAGCUCGAGCUGAUUUUUGCGACAUCGGAUUACAAGGGUCUCGCCACCGGCGGACGCGUUAGCGAAGCGAUGUGCUGCAUCGCCGAGAUGGCGUGCUUCCAAUCAAUCACCAACGCCACAUCGACGUCUCAUCGAUUCAUCGUGCUCGCUCAUGAUGGAUUGAAGAUCAUUGAGAAGGUGUCCGAUUGGGAGCAGCUUGAACGCUUCCGAGAGCGCGAUGACGAGAUCUCAGCCGCGCUAUUCCUUCUUGACGUCGUCCGCAAGAAGGUCAAAGCUAGCGAAUCGUUCAACGACGAGGCCAGCGAGCAGCUACGCCACUCAGUUUACAAGCUUCUCGAUAUUACCAUGAAUGGAUAUCGCGAGGGACGGGUGGCGCAACUCGCCGCCCAUUAUAAGAAGUACAUCAGAAUUUUGUUGCACGUGUGCAUCACUGGAAAAAUGUUCGACAUCCUCUAUGACGACGUUUGGAAUCGCGUCAGCGCCGAUUUGAUAUCGAGAAAUAUUCUAUUGGAGUCGAUCGAUGAGUAUGUGCUCGAUGGGGCUCUCGUUGAGCCGCCGCCGACGAUUGUUAGCGACUAUUUGCAAUAUCUAUCCUCGGAGGGACACUUUUCGCAAUUUCAAGCCGCCGUUGUCCGAUUCCCGAUUCACUCGAUUGAUUUGCACAGUGUGAUGUCGAUAUGCCGCCAAAACGGCCUCUAUGAUGGUAUCAUCUAUGUGAUGAACAACGCGUUGAACGACUACAUCUCGCCGCUCGAAGAGAUGCUCAACGCGAUUCGUGAGUUCGCCUCGCACGAGGUGCUCACCGAUAAUCAAGUUGGCGCCGGCAAUCGCCUCCUCGUCUACCUUCAAUGCUGUUUGGCUGGACGCGGCUAUCCCUAUGGGACAAUUAAUGAUCCUCAUGUUCCUUUGGAGGUUUAUCGAUGUAUAUGCUCGCUGAAGGGGAAGGAUGGAAGCGGUUCCGAGGAGAGCUAUCCGAAUCUGCGGCUUCUGUUGGACUUUGACGCCGAGUCUUUUGUGCAAUUGAUCACCACAUGCGCCGACGAGACGCUGUUUCAGACCGAUGGCCGAUUGCAGCGCAUCACUGAUACGAUCGGUCUGGUGUGUGUCGCGAUGCGCAAAGAAUCGCCGCUGUCGCACUUCCUUCGGCUCGUCGUGCAGCUCACUGAGCGAUCGCUCAUCGUGCCGCCGGUCGAAUUGGUGCACGACGCGAUAAUUUCGCUAUUGCGAAUUGCCACGUGGCAACACGUGUCCACAGAAUCGUCGAUUCUCAGCGCGCUUCGAGCGGUGACGAAUUUGGAUCGAAAUUUGAUAUUGCGCGCGGCACAUUCGCCGAUGAGAGCGUCGAUUUGCACAUUAAUCUAUCUUGGCGAGCGCAAAUUCGUCGAGCUGAUCGAAUGCUAUAUAUUAUCGAAUCAAUUGAAGUCUAGCGAGGUUUUUGCAUCGAUCACGCAGAUUCUCGAGAAGUGCGAUAUGGAUUCGGAGGAGGCGAAACGAUUCAAUGAAUAUGUUCGCAAAAUUUUGCCGACACUCAUCAGAAUCGAUGCGCGAAAAAGUGCGAGACUCAUCAUUGACAAUUUUGCCGACUACAUGAAGAAAAUUGCGGGCGAUUCGCAUCGAAUGUCGAAUUUCGACGUUAUCAACGCGAUUAUGCUGAUCAGGCGAGAGCAGAAGCAGAUGUUCAUUUGCUCCGACGAGGAAUUGGAUGAGAAGUUAUUCGGAAUUGUGUUCGAAGGGAUUUGCAAGAAAUGGAUCCGUAUUGCGAAUAUUGACGAGCAUUUGAUGGAUUUGUUGGCGUUUUGGCUGCCGACCGGGUCUCGCAACGAUUUCUGUUUGAACCAGGCGGUCGCCAACGGCGAAUGCGUUCGAACGGUGGUGUGCUUACUGGAAGCCAGACAGCACACGCAGCGAGCAUUUGAGGUGCUCUUCGAGCAACUUGUCAAGUUUGCGGGAUUCGACGACGCGCAAAUCGUUUUUUGGCUCGACGAGCUCCUCGCGUUCUGCUCGCGACACUCGAAAAUCGCCAACGAAUGGCUUUUGCGUGUGUUUCGAUUCAUUGCCGCCCAAUCGGAAGCGAGCACGCUUCCGAACAUCAAAGCGCGCCUCCACUCGCUGACGAUGCGAAUCAUCGAGAGCGGCACCGAGCACGCCGCGCAAUUGCUCGAGUCGCUGUUGGAGUGUCCGUCGUUCGCCGACUCCGCGCACAGUGAGCAUCAAGAGCUGUUGCACUUUAUCUUCACCUCUUGCAACUACGAAAACACCCUUCUAGCGAAUUUAUUGAAUGUCGUGAAUUCCGAAUCCUCCGAAUACAAUCGAAUCUUGGAAUCUCAAAUUGGGCUCAGAGGUGAGCUCAUCGUCGACCAUCAGUGUGCCACGUGCUCGGGACCAUUCAACAAAUCUGUAUAUGCGUUUAGAUGUGGUCAUUUGAUGCACAUUGAAUGCGUGAAUUCGAAUCGAAAAAUUUGCGAAUGUGAAGAUUUGGAGGAUCAUGAGCCGCUUCGGCUGCUUCCCCGCCAACUGCCCCCCAAUAGACCGCCGAAAAAGGACAUAUUCGCUGAAUGGAACAAUCCGCUUGAUCUGAAACCUGCCAAUUCCGCUGACGACGAUUAUCCGCGUGUUGCUCCGUUCCUUUCCACUGAGGGAUUGCUCAAUUGUCCCGUUGAGCGACCGGUCUUCAUAUUUUCGCCAACCGCUUAUCACAAUAUAAGGCUUAUCGAAAAUUGCAAACGAAUUUUUGAACGUCUCGAUUUCCUAAUUUUAAAAAAUAAUUUACACCGGUUUCCAUGUUUGAUUUUACAAGCUGGCUCCCAGGCCACGAUGAGAUUGGCGUGCAAAUUCCGAUUGCGCGCUGAUUGGAAUACUACUGUUGAAAUACCGUUUUGCCUAUAUAUUACCCAAAAUGGAUGCUGCUCCCGUGAACUAGAUUUUGAAGAUUUAGAUAAGCAAGAAAAAUGGUUUUUGAUACUCGAGGAAGUAUUGGCACCUUUUGAUAGAUUAGAGCACCGCUAUUAUCCAAUUAUUGCACCGCAUCAAAUGAACAAAGUUGUUAAGGAUAUUCUUUCAAAAUCUAAAGUUUCCCCUAAGCCUUCAAGCGUCAUGAGUGAAGAAAUCUCUGACUACGAUUCUCCUAAUAGUGACUCUUCGUGA